AUGGAAAACAAGGCUGAUGUCCAUGCUACAGACAAUGUAGGCAUAAGUCCACUCUCGUAUGCGGUAGAGAGAGGUUACAUUGGUGUAGUCAGAUUAUUGAUAGAAAACAAGGCUGAUGUCAAUGCUAUGGUCAAUAAAGGCAGAAGUCCACUCUGGUAUGCGGCAGGGAGAGGUAAAAUUGAUGUAGUCAGAUUAUUGAUAGAAAACAAGGCUGAUGUCCAUGCUACAGACAAUAAAGGCAGAAGUCUACUCUGGGACGUGGCAGGGAGAGGUAACAUUGAUGUAGUCAGAUUAUUGAUAGAAAAUAAGGCUGAUGUUCAUGCUAUAGACAAUGAAGGCAAAAGUCCACUCUUGCAUGCGGUAGAGAGAGGUAACAUUGAUGUUGUCAGAUUAUUGUUAGAAAACAAGGCUGAUGUCAGUGCUACAGACUAUGAGGGCAGAAGUCCACUCUCGUAUGCGGCAUGGGAAUGUUACAUUGAUGUAGUCAGAUUAUUGAUAGAAAACAAGGCUGAUGUCCAUGCUACAGACAAUGUAGGCAGAAGUCCACUCUCGUAUGCGGUACAGAGAGGUAACAUUAUUGUAGUCAGAUUAUUGAUAGAAAACAAGGCUGAUGUCAAUGCUACAGACUAUGAGGGCAGACGUCCACUCUCGUAUGCGGCAUGGGAAUGUUACAUUGAUGUAGUCAGAUUAUUGAUAGAAAACAAGGCUGAUGUCAAUGCUACAGACGUUUAUGGCAGAGGUCCACUCUGGUAUGCGGCAGGGAGAGGUUACAUUGAUGUAGUCAGAUUAUUGAUAGAAAACAAGGCUGAUGUCAAUGCUACAGACAAUGAAGGCAGAAGUCCACUCUGGUAUGCGGCACAGGGAGGUAACAUUGGUGUAGCCAGAUUAUUGAUAGAAAACAAGGCUGAUGUCAAUGCUACAGACAAACUAGGCAGAGGUCCACUCUCGUGUGCGGUAGAGAGAGGUAACAUUGAUGUAGUCAGAUUAUUGAUAGAAAACAAGGCUGAUGUCAAUGCUACAGACAAUGAAGGCAGAGGUCCACUCUGGUAUGCGGCAGGGAGAGGCAACAUUGAAGUAGUCAGAUUAUUGAUAGAAAACAAGGCUGAUGUCGAUGUUACAGACAAUGAAGGCAGAAGUCCACUCUUGCAUGCGGCACAGAGAGGUCACAUUGCUGUAGUCAGAUUAUUGAUAGAAAACAAGGCUGAUGUCGAUGCUACAGACAAUGAAGGCAGAGGUCCACUCUUGUAUAUGUUAGAGAGAGGUAACAUUGAUGUAGUCAGAUUAUUGAUAGAAAGCAAGGCUGAUGUCAAUGCUACAGACAAACUAGGCAGAGGUCCACUCUCGUGUGCGGUAGACAGAGGUAACAUUGAUGUAGUCAGAUUAUUGAUAGAAAACAACGCUGAUGUCAAUGCUACAGACGAUAAAGGCAGAAGUCCACUCUUGUGCGUGGCAGAGGGAGGUCACAUUGAUGUAGUCAGAUUAUUGAUAGAAAACAACGCUGAUGUCAAUGCUACAGACGAUAAAGGCAGAAGUCCACUCUUGUGCGUGGCAGAGGGAGGUCACAUUGAUGUAGUCAGAUUAUUGAUAGAAAACAACGCUGAUGUCAAUGCUACAGACGAUAAAGGCAGAAGUCCACUCUUGUGUGUGGCAGAGGGAGGUCACACUGAUGUAGUCAGCUUAUUGAUAGAAAACAACACUGAUGUCAAUGCUACAGACGAUAAAGGCAGAAGUCCACUCUCGUAUGCGGUCAAGGGAGGUUACAUUAAUGUAGUCAGAUUAUUGAUAGAAAACAAGGCUGAUGUCAAUGCUACAGACGAUAAAGGCAGAAGUCCACUCUUGUGCGUGGCAGAGGGAGGUCACAUUGAUGUAGUCAGAUUAUUGAUAGAAAACAACGCUGAUGUCAAUGCUACAGACGAUAAAGGCAGAAGUCCACUCUUGUGCGUGGCAGUUGGAGGUCACAUUGAUGUAGUCAGAUUAUUGAUAGAAAACAACGCUGAUGUCAAUGCUACAGACGAUGAAGGCAGAAGUCCACUCUUGUGUGUGGCAGAGGGACGUCACACUGAUGUAGUCAGCUUAUUGAUAGAAAACAAGGCUGAUGUCAAUGCUACAGACGAUAAAGGCAGAAGUCCACUCUCGUAUGCGGUCAAGAGAGGUUACAUUAAUGUAGUCAGAUUAUUGAUAGAAAACAAGGCUGAUGUCAAUGCUACAGACGAUAAAGGCAGAAGUCCACUGUCGUAUGCGGCAAGGGAAUGUAACAUUGAUAGAGUCAGAUUAUUGAUAGAAAACAAGGCUGAUGUCAAUGCAACAGACAAUAAAGGCAGAAGUCCACUCUCGUAUGCGGCACGGAGAGGUAACAUUGAUGUAGUCAGAUUAUUGAUAGAAAACAAGGCUUAUGUCAAUGCUACACACAAUGAAGGCAGAAGUCCACUCUCCAAUGCGGUAAAGGGAGGUAACAUUGAUGUAGUCAGAUUAUUGAUAGAAAACAAGGCUGAUGUCAAUGCUACAGACAAUAAAGGCAGAAGUCCACUCUCCAAUGCGGUAGAGGGAGGUAACAUUGAUGUAGUCAGGUUAUUGAUAGAAAACAAGGCUUAUGUCAAUGCUACACACAAUGAAGGCAGAAGUCCACUCUCGUAUGCGGUACUGAGAGGUUACAUUGAUGUAGUCAGAUUAUUGAUAGAAAACAAGGCUGAUGUCCAUGCUACAGACGAUGAAGGCAGAAGUCCACUCUGGUAUGCGGCAUGGAGAGGUUACAUUGAUGUAGUCAGAUUAUUGAUAGAAAACAAGGCUGAUGUCAAUGCUACAGACAAUGAAGGCAGAAGUCCACUCUCGUAUGCGUUACAGGGAGGCGACAUUGAUGUCGUCAGAUUAUUGAUAGAAAACAAAGCUGAUGUCAAUGCUACAGACAAAGUAGGCAGAAGUUCACUCUCGUAUGCGGCAUGGGAAUGUUACAUUGAUGUAGUCAGAUUAUUGAUAGAAAACAAGGCUGAUGUCAAUGCUACAGACAAAGUAGGCAGAAGUUCACUCUCGUAUGCGGCAUGGGAAUGUUACAUUGAUGUAGUCAGAUUAUUGAUAGAAAACAAGGCUGAUGUCAAUGCUACAGACGAUGAAGACAAUGAAGGCAGAAGUCCACUCUCGUAUGCGGCACAAGGAGGUCACAUUGAUGUAGUCAGAUUAUUGAUAAAAAACAAGGCUGAUGUCCAUGCUACAGACAAUGAAGGCAGAAGUCCACUGUCGUAUGCGGCACGGAGAGGUGACAUUGAUGUAGUCAGAUUAUUGAUAGAAAACAAGGCUGAUGUCAAAGCUACAGACAAAAAAGGCAGUAGUCCACUCUCGUAUGCGGUAGAGGGAGGUAACAUUGAUGUAGUCAGAUUAUUGAUAGAAAACAAGGCUGAUGUCCAUGCUACAGACAAUGAAGGCAGAAGUCCACUCUCGUAUGCGGCAAGGGGAGGUAACAUUGAUUUAGCCAGAUUAUUGGUAGAAAACAAGGCUGAUGUCAAUGCUACAGACAAUGAAGGCAGAAGUCCACUCGUGUAUGCGGCACAGGGAGGUAACAUUGAUUUAGCCAGAUUAUUGGUAGAAAACAAGGCUGAUGUCAAUGCUACAGACAAUGAAGGCAGAAGUCCACUCUGGUAUGCGGCACGGCGAUGGAACACUGAUUUAGGCAGAUUAUUGGUAGAAAACAAGGCUGAUGUCAAUGCUACAGACAAUGAAGGCAGAAGUCCACUCUGGUUUGCGGCACGGCGAUGGAACAUUGAUUUAGCCAGAUUAUUGGUAGAAAACAAGGCUGAUGUCAAUGCUACAGACAAUGAAGGCAGAAGUCCACUCUUGGAUGCGGCACAAGGAGGUCACAUUGAUUUAGCCAGAUUAUUGAUAAAAAACAAAGCUGAUGUCAAUGCUACAGCCGAUGAAGGCAGAAGUCCACUCUUGUAUGCGGCACGGAGAGGUCACAUUAAUGUAGUCAGAUUAUUGAUAAAAAACAAGGCUGAUGUCAAUGCUACAGACAAUGAAGGCAGAAGUCCACUCUCGUAUGCGGCACAAGGAGGUCACAUUGAUGUAGUCAGAUUAUUGAUAAAAAACAAGGCUGAUGUCCAUGCUACAGACAAUGAAGGCAGAAGUCCACUGUCGUAUGCGGCACGGAGAGGUGACAUUGAUGUAGUCAGAUUAUUGAUAGAAAACAAGGCUGAUGUCAAAGCUACAGACAAUGAAGGCAGAAGUCCACUCUCGUAUGCGGCACAGGGAGGUGACAUUGAUGUAGUCAGACUAUUGAUAGAUAACAAGGCUGAUAUCAAUGCUACAGACAGCGGAGGUCUCAAGCCACUUUAUUUUGCAAUACACAACAACAAAGAAGUAUUUGAUGAACUGCUUAGAUGUGGGGAAGAAAUUGAUGGCUCAGAUCAAAGAGGUCUAAAUAUCCUACACAUUGGAUUAGCGAGUGUCAGUGAGAGCUUAUUGUAUGUUCUUGAGGAUACAGAUGAUUCACAUGAUACACAUGAGCCAAGGCAGAAGGAGAAAACUGUCAAUGCUCCUGGAAGUUACGACAGGACAAUGCUUCAUGUCGCUGCAACCCUUGGGCUCACUAAACACAUGUCAGUCUUGCUCCAAUAUCGUGGAAUAAAUGUGAAUGCCCGUGACAUCUUCGGCAUGACCUGUCUUCAUUAUGCAACAAUAAUAGGAAAUGAAGACAUAAUCUGUAACCUUCUCAAGGCAGGGGCCGAUAUUGGAGCACUGGAUACUGCAGGGAGGUCUGUUUUGCAUAUUGCAGCAAUCUAUGGACAUUGCAAAUUGAUAGAAACUUUCACUCAAAUUCAAAAUGACUUGCUUCAAGCAAGAGACAACCAAGGACGGAAUUGCCUACACUAUGCUGUGAUCUACAGAAGAGAUGAAGUAGUAAAACUACUUCUCAAUGAUCAGCCAGAUUCUCAAAUUAAUUCUAGCGAGGACAAUAAGGGAAAGAAGCCAAUAGACUAUCUGUACAAAUUUGAGGAAAACACUUUGAUACGGAAACUGUUCGGCAAUCAAUCUCCAGUUAUCAAAAUUGUCAACGAAUACACUGACUUUUCAUGCCACAAGAGUGAAACAAAUCUCUUAGAGGUAUCAAAACAGUGUGGUAUCGGCUCUGUCAAGAGAAUUUCAGGUUUUGAUCUGACUACUUUUGCAAAACAAAUCCAAACAAAAGUUGAGGAGGUGAUCCGUGAAGCUAUACCAGAGUCUGUUGAUGUUAUAGUCAUUGGUUGUGGAAGUUCCUUUGAAGGUUCAAAAGUUGGACUUCCAGAUGAACUAGAUUUCAUGGUCAAACUAUAUUCAGUUUAUAACCAAAAACUGAAAAAGGAGGGCUAUGGAGAGAUGGCAAGAGAUAAAGAAAAGACUAUACAACUGAACAUAGACAAUACACCAUAUGGUAUAUGGCUGUGGAAUAGACUGAUGAUCUACUGGAGUGAACAUCAGCGUCAAAAGGAAGGUGAACAUCAAAGAACUGAUCAUGAACCCCAGUUUCAGAUGCCAUUGCCUCCGGUGCGACACCCUGAUCACACUACUUGUACAACCUGGAUCUGGUUAUAUAGUGACAGUAUGUUCAAGGAUUUGGCAGUUUCAAUAGAUUUCGUCCCUGCUAUUGAAAUCGAGGAUUAUGACGAGGAGAGAUGCUUUAUUGUUCCAAAAAUACCACACAAAGAGAGCAUCAUCUCUAAAACUUUCACCACAGAGGAACUGAACCAACUUGGUCGCAUAUCCCAUCCAACGCAGGAGGUUGAGCUCCUACUCGACUUGGACCAACACUUGAUGGAUGUGUUCAUAACAGCAAAGAGCCUACGAAAACCUGAGGUUUGUGGAUUCAAGAUGAAGAAUGACAAAGAUGAGACAGUUCCAAUGGGCGAGUACAUCACCAGCUACAGACUGAAAACUUCAUUUAUGCAUUUGAUAAAAGUGUUUAGAUAUUCAAAGAUGUCACUUGGCAAAAUGGUGCUGAUAGUCUAUGAAUAUCUAGAGAAAUGCCUCCAAAGGGGCGACCUACCAUCGUUUUCUAAAGAUACAUGGGGAAGACCAGUGAAUGUGCUGGAAGGAUCCAGGUUGAGUAAGGAACGUAGCAUUCUGGCAGCAACGAAAAUGACAGAAUUUGUAAGGCGUUUGUAUGAAAGAGAUUACUCAUCAGUUAAAGACUUGGAUUUAAAAGAGGAGCAACUUGCAAGAAGAGAGUUUAGGUACAUUUUCAGAUAG
Molecule: messenger RNA, 6213 nt
Organism: Lineus longissimus
Lineage: Eukaryota; Metazoa; Nemertea; Pilidiophora; Heteronemertea; Lineidae
Exons: 2
Coding region: 1-6213 (2070 amino acids)
Molecular function (GO): protein binding
Source: RefSeq, a predicted model, not a curated record